CUCGUGUGCCACCACCACAACAAACAGAUAGCUCGUCCGCAUUAUCACUCGUCUACUCCUUGUCGCGGACCCUCUCAGCGACACAUCCAUCAGCAUGGCUAGUCAAGGCGGCAGUGACGCUUCGCCGCCGCUGUCCUACUGCCACCAAUGCUCUUUUGAAGGGCGUCCUUUGCUUCAGCCUGGACCAACGUGUCCCCGGUGUGGAUCGGACUUUAUGGAGGAGAUCACUCCUUCAAGUGACCUCGGCCUUGGAAACAACACUCCACCCAUUGGCCCCGAUGCUCAGCCGCCGCCCCCAAGAGGGGGAGGCGGAGCAUCUCUGGACAUCGGCGGCGUCCUAUGGAAUCUCAUGAGCACCUUCACCGGAGCUGCAAGUGCAGGGAACCAGUCGCAGAGCGAUGCCAACGCCUCUUCAAGGUCUCAGCCACACAAUUCGCAGUCCGGAGCAGACUCUCCGAGAGAGGAAGGAGGGCCUCGAGUCAGGUCUGGGGGCGGUCGAUUGGGGCCAUUCGGAUUUCAGUACGCUUACAUGAACAGCAACGGACUAGGGGGAGGAAGCAGCAGCAGCAGUGCCAACAGUACAGGCCGCGGUAGCAGCAACAGCAAUCCAUACCACGGCGCAUACGCCCGACCCGACGACGGAAUGGGAGGAGCAGGUGGAGGUGCAGAUGGUCGGCCAUUCGACUACGGCUCGCAUACUACCCAGAAUGAGAACGACCCUUUCGGUUGGGCUGAGCGAGGGGGGGAGGCUCAUGAACAGCCUUUACCUCCACAAUUCGCAGUCCUGCGCAAUGCCCUGGUAGAUAUCUUCGGUACAGCAGAUGGAGAGAACGAAGGCUCCAACGGGGCGGCGCCUGCUGGGGAUAUCAUCAAUGGUCUCUUCUCUUCAUUCUUUGGCGCUGCAGGCGGAGGCAGGAUGGGGGACUACGUACUGGGCCAGCAAGGCUUAGACGACAUCAUCACCCAGAUGAUGGAGCAGACUCAAGGGUCUACAGCUCCGCCGCCUGCUAGCGAAGAAGCCAUCGGCAAGCUGAAGCGGCUUAAGAUCGGUGACUCUACGGCCUCCAAGCUUGCGAGAAACCGAGAAUGUCCGACCUGCUUCGAUGAGAUUAUCCCCAGUACGGCUCCCACCUCUCCGACACAUUCUCGUCGACCUUCGGAAGCGGCCGGGUUCACAGGCGAUGCACAUGACGAUCCGCCCGAGUACCUGCCCGGGGAGGAGCCCGCGAGCGAUACCCUGGUGCUGCUUCCCUGCAAGCACGCAGGCCACGAGGAGUGCAUAGUCCCAUGGCUUCAGCGCAACGGCACAUGUCCCAUCUGCCGAGAAGCUCUGGAGCCCAGCGCAACGGCAUCAGGCAGCUCAGGGCAAGCGCAGCAGCAGCAAGAAGCUGCUGGGCCCAGCGCAGGAAUGGCAACAAGCUCACAGGCAUCGGGGCGGGCGCAGUCCUCUCACAAUCCAUAUACCACUGCGCAGUCUUUCGGAGAGCUGGAGGAUACGGAUGAGGAGUGGGAGGACGAAGAAGAUUCGCCGGAAGAGCGCAGGAGGAAGACACGCGAGGCGGCAGAGAGGCGGACACGUGGUAGUGGUAGUGAAGCCCGGUUUGGGACACAGGAGGAGUCCAGCAGGAUGCCCGGCGGAUUCGAAGCAGGCAUCCUACGGAGUCCGGAUCAGGAUCCGUAUGAUCUCGACUAGUAUGUUCUCAAAGGCAUUCUUACAGCUACUGCACCAUACCCACGCUCACCCUAGUUUGCACUUGUCAAUACGAAUCACCACUUUGGUUUGGAUGUUC
Molecule: messenger RNA, 1790 nt
Organism: Microstroma glucosiphilum
Lineage: Eukaryota; Fungi; Basidiomycota; Exobasidiomycetes; Microstromatales; Microstromataceae
Exons: 2
Coding region: 95-1693 (532 amino acids)
Biological process (GO): protein ubiquitination
Cellular component (GO): cytoplasm
Molecular function (GO): ubiquitin protein ligase activity
Source: RefSeq, a predicted model, not a curated record